Messenger RNA from Oikopleura dioica, 225 nucleotides. The record is from the annotation of a GenBank genome assembly. Lineage: Eukaryota; Metazoa; Chordata; Appendicularia; Copelata; Oikopleuridae.
AUGUCGCUCCUUCCACAAUUCAACACUGAUAAACCAGGCGGACACAAAAUGCUGAAUGUUGUUGACAAACUGCGCGCGCUAAAGGCGAAACUCAAGGAGGGAAAAGGAAAGAACAAUUUCAACUUCUCCGAUGAGUUCAAAAACAGAUUAUUGGAAUUCAACCACCAAAACCAGCAAGCACAGACUGGAAAAAGCGCCCAAGCCUUUCUUCUUAAUCCUAUCUAA